This is a messenger RNA of Caretta caretta (loggerhead turtle), 1033 nucleotides long. RefSeq names its product myosin regulatory light chain 2, smooth muscle minor isoform. NCBI's taxonomy places the organism in Eukaryota, Metazoa, Chordata, Testudines, Cheloniidae. The record is from RefSeq and is a predicted model, not a curated record. Gene Ontology annotation, molecular function: calcium ion binding.
AUGGUGUAGCCCGGGUCCCUUCUUCCCCCCCCCUUGCUGGCCGGGCGGUGGUUCGGUCUAGAUCGCACUCUCCGGAAGUACCAAGGCAGCUGGAGCAGCCGCCGCUUUCUCCCAGUCCCGUUCCGAUCUGAGGCUCUGCUACAGCCGCCGCCAGAAUCCAACAGCCAUCAUGUCUAGUAAAAGAGCAAAGACAAAGACCACUAAGAAGCGCCCUCAGCGUGCAACCUCCAAUGUAUUUGCAAUGUUCGAUCAGUCACAGAUUCAAGAAUUCAAAGAGGCCUUCAACAUGAUUGAUCAGAACAGAGAUGGCUUCAUCGACAAAGAAGACUUGCAUGAUAUGCUCGCUUCCCUUGGAAAGAAUCCAACUGAUGAAUACCUAGAUGCUAUGAUGAAUGAAGCUCCAGGCCCCAUAAACUUCACUAUGUUCCUCACAAUGUUUGGAGAAAAACUAAAUGGCACAGAUCCAGAAGAUGUAAUCAGAAAUGCUUUUGCUUGCUUUGAUGAAGAAGCAACAGGGUUCAUUCAAGAAGAUUAUCUGAGAGAGCUGCUGACGACAAUGGGAGAUAGAUUUACAGAUGAAGAAGUAGAUGAGCUGUACAGAGAGGCACCAAUUGACAAAAAGGGAAAUUUCAAUUACAUUGAAUUCACACGUAUCCUUAAACAUGGAGCAAAAGACAAGGAUGAUUGAACAAAAUAUCAGACACCUGCAGCUAGCUCUAGUUUUCACUUGUGUUUAUUUUUGAGGGUUUUUUCCUGGUAGAACCUGUUGCAUGCAUCUACCUUUUUGAAGCUUUUGCCUUUCUCAGUAUAUUUAUCUAUUCCAGGCCAUUCUGGCAUAUUUGCACCUGUAUAAUCAGACUGGAUGUGGGGGGAUGAUAUUGUAGUGAAAAGAAUCUGGGGACAAAGAUCAAUGAAUUUGAAGGCCCAGGAAAAAAGUCUCAAUGUUUCUGGUUUAGCUGGAUUUUUACAUUUUUGUAAUAAAAAUGUCCUUUUGAAAUAAAGAUUGCUAUAUAAAUAAAAUAUCUCAAACUGU